This is a messenger RNA of Aphis gossypii (cotton aphid), 3378 nucleotides long. RefSeq names its product acetylcholine receptor subunit alpha-like 1. Lineage: Eukaryota; Metazoa; Arthropoda; Insecta; Hemiptera; Aphididae. Gene Ontology annotation, molecular function: acetylcholine-gated monoatomic cation-selective channel activity; transmembrane signaling receptor activity. Gene Ontology annotation, biological process: monoatomic ion transmembrane transport; signal transduction; regulation of membrane potential. Bases 1089 to 2867 code for a protein of 592 amino acids. The record is from RefSeq and is a predicted model, not a curated record. The transcript is spliced from 9 exons. Gene Ontology annotation, cellular component: neuron projection; synapse; postsynaptic membrane.
AGAUCAGUGCAACACUCACGCCCAAAAUACACACGCGACAGCAGCCAACUCGUGCCCAGACGCCCUGGGUACGAGACGAACACGAAAAUUUACAACAUGAUUCACUCGUCAAUGUGCACGAUUGAUGUGCGGUCAUCGUCGUCGUAGGCGCUGUGAGACCGCGUCCGGGACGAGGGCGACAAAGACGAUAUCGCGGGUUUCCGGUCCAAUUACCGUCUCGAAAAAACGUUGGAUGUCGGUUUUUGAAAAUCCUCGAAGAUUCGGUGCCGCUGCCGGUUUUUUCGCUAACGGACUAUUCGUGCGAAACCAAAACCGAGCGCCGCGCGUGCAGCGCGAACGCUUAAGCCGUUGAAAACAAGGUCGAUCGAUAUAAUACACAUUCCACGUCUCUGACUCUCUCCUCCCUGCAAUGGACCAUUUGCCUCUUGACGCACCACCAUCACCGCCACCGCCUCUACCAUCCCUGCUACCCUUGUACCGACUACCCCGAUCGCCACACCCGCGUUUCCGCAAUACUUCUGUCACGGACGCUUUUGCGCCGCACAAAAGGGUGAACGUGUGUGCGCGCCGAUUAUGAUAUGGAGUUGUUAUAUUUUUUUUUCUCUCUCUCUCUUUUGUACUAUAAUGUUAUGUACACAAUCAUCGUACUCAGCACUCGCGAGGUUUCCAUUCGAGCAUUAUUACCAUCGCGAUAUAUAAUAUAGGUAGUAUAAUGUGUAUAAUACGUAUACGUGCGGUCCUUUGAAACAAGGCUUCCCUUUGCACGCCACAACGACGACGUUUUCGAGUAGAUAUUAAAAAUAGUAUGAAAACCGCGGCGAUCCAGGUGUAUCGUGUAUAUUUUAAUGUUAUAAUAUUAUAAUGAAUCCGUUCAUUCAUUAGGCCAUUAUUGUAACGACGCGCUAACACGUUUUGACAAACGUUUGCAUCGGGUGCUAUAGGUACUAAACUUAUUAUAGGAUAAGUACCUACCUAUAAUCGAUGGUAAUAAUGCCAUUGAACUCCGAGCACAUUGUGUACAAUCACUUAUCGUCGUUUUCGUCCGUGAUCAAGACCAAUCAACUCAUUAACGUUCAAUUUCUCGCGUAAUGAAAAUCCUUUGCGCGGUAUUCGCCGCGGUCAUUGUUGGGCAAUUGGCUUUGCCGUACGCGUCCGUGUACGGGAGCGCCGAUGCUAAACGACUGUACGACGAUCUGCUCAGUAACUACAACAGGCUCAUCAGACCCGUCGGAAACAACUCUGACCGGUUGACGGUUAAAAUGGGUUUAAAACUGUCUCAAAUCAUCGAAGUAAAUUUAAGAAAUCAAAUUAUGACAACAAAUGUAUGGGUCGAGCAAGAAUGGAAUGACUAUAAACUUAAAUGGAAUCCCGAAGAUUACGGAGGAGUAGAUACUCUACACGUACCAUCUGAGCAUAUUUGGUUGCCAGACAUAGUAUUAUACAACAAUGCUGAUGGCAAUUACGAAGUGACAAUAAUGACGAAAGCAAUACUGCAUUAUACUGGAAAAGUCGUGUGGAAACCGCCAGCCAUUUACAAAUCAUUCUGCGAAAUAAACGUCGAGUACUUCCCGUUUGACGAGCAGACGUGUUCUAUGAAGUUUGGAUCGUGGACAUACGACGGAUACAUGAUGGACUUGCGGCACAUUUCACAGGCGCCCGACUCGGACGUGAUCGAAGUGGGCAUCGACCUGCAGGACUACUACCUAUCGGUCGAGUGGGACAUCAUGGGCGUGCCGGCCGUGAGACACGAAAAGUUUUACGUCUGCUGUGAGGAACCGUACCUGGACAUAUUCUUCAACAUUACGCUUCGAAGGAAGACGCUGUUCUACACGGUUAACCUGAUCAUACCUUGCGUGGGAAUAUCGUUCUUGUCCGUGUUGGUGUUCUACCUGCCAUCCGAGUCCGGCGAAAAGGUGUCACUCUGCAUAUCGAUAUUGCUUUCGCUCACCGUGUUCUUCCUGCUGCUGGUCGAGAUUAUACCGCCCACGUCGCUCACCGUGCCCUUGCUGGGAAAAUAUCUACUCUUCACCAUGGUUCUGGUCACGUUGUCCGUGUUUGUCACCGUAGCCGUUCUGAACGUUAACUUCAGAUCACCGGUAACGCACAAGAUGAGACCGUGGGUGGUGAAGCUAUUCAUCCAGAUUCUGCCCAAGGUGCUGUUCAUUGAGCGGCCCAAGAAGGGAGACUCGAUCGACGAGGACGACGACGACGACGAUGAAAAGCACGGUGAAAUCAUGUCGGGCGUAUUCGACGUACCGUCCGAGAUCGAUAAGUACUUGGGCUACAAUCGCGGUUACAAUUUCGAUUAUGAUGUACCUCCACCGCUACCGUCGUCAAGGUACAGCGGUACCAGGACCAGUGGCGUAAGCGGUGGGGCGGGCGUUAGCGCUGGUGCGGGUGCCAUGACCGGGUCUAACGACACGGUGGUGAAUAUGGCGUCGGACGAGGACGAGGACGCGAUCGAGCUCGACGCUGAAGACGAGUACGACGACAUGUUCAGCCCGACGACCACGACAGAUGACGGUCUGGCUAGUCCGACGUUCGAAAGUCAUCACCACCAUCACCAGCACCAACACGGGUGUCCGGUGGAACAGCAGCCCAGGCACGACCCGGCUAUGCAGACCAUCCAGGACGCAAAGUUCAUUGCUCAACACGUCAAGAACCAAGAUAAGUUCGACGAGAUCAUUGAAGACUGGCAAUACGUAGCUAUGGUCUUGGACAGGUUGUUCCUGUGGAUAUUCACGUGUGCCUGUCUCAUUGGCACAGCUCUGAUCAUUUUCCAAGCACCGGCCCUGUACGACAAGACAAAGCCCAUCGACGUUGUUUACUCCAAAAUCGCGAAAAAGAAAUUGCAAGCCAUUUUAUGAGACACCACAACAAUACAAAGCUCAAUGACGUUUUUUAGUAAACAACUUAGUGAAUACAAACAGUUAAUCGAUAACAAUCCUAUAAUUAUGUAUAAAAUAUACUUCGUUUUACUAAUCAUCAAGUUUUUAUUAUACGUUAUGAUUUUUGGUUUUUUUACAAUUGAUUUUUCAUAUAAUAUGGCGUGAAACGUUGUUGCUGAUAAAAUAAAAUAUUAUCAAUUAUCGUUUUACAGUUCAUAUUUUAUUUGUUAUAAAUUAUUUAUUAUAAUUAGAUAAUAUAUUAUUCAAUAUCACCAUUGACCAUGGUGCCAUCAGUUAUUAUAAUAAUAUUGUACAACUUAUUGUUAUUAUUUUAUAUUUCGUUUAAUACCGAGACUAAGAGUAUGACCCGCAUUUGUUUAAAUAUUCAACUACCAAGUUGAAUUUCACUAAAUUAUUCAGAUAAAUGCUUUGUCAUUACAAAUCAUGUCAUUUGGUUUCUUAAAAAUAUACGAAUGAUGUAAUAAAUCCA